This is a messenger RNA of Rhagoletis pomonella (apple maggot), 1461 nucleotides long. Its product is annotated as serine protease inhibitor 42Dd-like. Gene Ontology annotation, molecular function: serine-type endopeptidase inhibitor activity. The transcript has 4 exons. The coding region runs from base 288 to 1457 and encodes 389 amino acids. The record is from RefSeq and is a predicted model, not a curated record. Lineage: Eukaryota; Metazoa; Arthropoda; Insecta; Diptera; Tephritidae.
GCAUUUGCUUUGGUAUUGUUUUGGUCGUGGUCAUACCAGAAGCUAAAACGGAUGGUUUCUUUUGUACUUACAGCCCAACAAAUAUGCUAAUCGGCUUUCUUUUAUCACCUUACUUAUUACCUCGGCUUGUUUUGUUCGGUUGCUUUCGCCCAUCUAGCUAGUUCAGUAUAAAUUGAAGCUAUCCCGGCAUUCCCAGUUUUAGUCUUGCAGUGAGUUUUGUUCUGGAGAGUACAAAAGUAGAAUAUCUUACGGCUUAUAGUAGAAGAAAACACCAUAGCGCUGUAAUCAUGAAGUGGUGCACAGUUGUCCUUUUUGUAUUAAACACACUGUUGGCCCGCGAUGUUGCUGCCAAUGCUAUACAGGAUCGCAAUCUCUUUGCCACUGAACUCUUUCAAACCAUCGCCGUCGAUAAGCAGCACGAGAAUGUGAUCAUAUCGCCGGUCGCUAUACAAACUGCGCUUGGUUUGGCCUACUACGGCGCCGAUGGCAAGACUGCCACCGAGCUGCAGAAGAGCUUACACGCGCAGUCGCAGAGUCGUAGCACCAUUGCCAAGAGCUAUUACAAAUUGCUGCAUUCCUUUGUGAAACCGAAAACCACAUUGGAGAUAGCCAACAAGAUUUACGCCAAGGAUGCGCUCGUCAUUGAGCCAGAAUUCCGUGAAGCCGCACGGAAGUACUUCGACUCCGAUGCAGAGCAAUUGGACUUUACUGAUGAGCCGAAAGCUGUGGAGUUGAUCAACAAGUGGCUCGCUGAAAAGACGAACGGCAAGAUUGAGCGCGUUUUGGAUAGUGUGGAGCCAGAUAUUAAUGUGGCGCUUGUUAAUGCCAUCUACUUCAAGGCAAAAUGGGCGCGUCCGUUCAUGGACGAUGAGACGUCCGACCGUUUAUUCUGGAUCAACGACAAUGAAACAGUGAAAGUGCCCACCAUGUUCGCUGACAACUGGUACAACUAUGCCGAAUAUGAAGAACUGAAUGCCAAGGCGAUUGAGCUCUUCUUUGAGAAUACCGAUCUGCGUAUGUGGUUCAUAUUGCCGAACAAUCGCAAUGGUCUCUACGAAUUGGAACAACAGCUGAAAGGAGUGGAUUUCGAUGCGCUGGAAAAACGUUGGGAAUGGAGCAGUGUAACAGUGAAUUUGCCUAAAUUCAAAUUCGAAUUCGAUACCGAUUUGAAGCCGUACUUGCUGAAGCUUGGCAUUAGAACCAUGUUCACGGAUGAGGCGGACUUCAGCAACAUUUUCCACAACUCGCCGAUCAGCACGCGUGUGUCUCGUGUUCAACACAAGGCUUUUAUUGAUGUGAAUGAAAUCGGUUGCGAAGCCGCAGCUGCCAGCGUUGCAGUGGGCGUGCCAAUGUCAUUGCCAUGGGAUCCUAAAACCUUCAUUGCCGACCAUCCGUUCGUGUUCGUCAUUCGUGAUCCCCAUGCUAUAUACUUUACAGGUCACAUUGCCAGAUUUUAAAUUU